CACUGACUCCAUGAUGAAAUUUAAAUUUGCAACAAGAAAUCGUGAAGAGAACUGCAACUAAAAAUUAAUAUUUAUCGUGAUAUGUGACUUUCUACUAGUGUCGAGGAGUUAUAAUUAUAAUUCAAGCAAGUUGGAUCAGAUUUAAACUUGUAGACUUGCCAAAGAAAGCACGCCUGGGCGGCGUGGCAAUAAGCCUACAAGAAAAUAUAUAUCUCUAGACCGACAAAUGUGGUUGUUAUUUAUUUAACUGUUAGUAUUAAAGUAUAUCCUGAUACUCGGACCAAAAGAAUUAUUUAUUGAUGAGAUGUGGAGUUGCACUAACGAAAUAACGAGAUUUUUAACAUUUUUUGAUUUGCGAAAUAUCGCUAAAACGCGAACUGUAUCCAGAUAGUUGAUUAUAAAAACCUUAUUAAAAAACUUAAAGCCCAUCAAAAGACUAUGAAAUUUCUUGCAUUGGCCCUUGGCAUUGUUGAAACUCGACAAUCAUGAUAUAUGUCACGGUCUAGCUGUCUGUUGAAAAUCUACGGUAUUAAAAUCAUACAUCAAAGAUAAGACAAACGAAAAUACAUUAUAUGUCUUAUCAAAUAUGAGCACUAUUUACAGUUCACUGUGUUUACCACAUUUAUAAAUUUUGUAAACAGCUUUCGUUUUGACACAAGCUUUAAUUUUUUGCAUUAAUAUAUUCUUAAUAAUACAAGUGAGAUUUAAAUGUUUUGCUUUGUGGAAUAGAAUGCCGUUAUUUUUUAAUGCACAGCUUGUAUCGCCUCUAUCAUAUCAUAGUUAAUAGAGGACAUUACACACUGAAUAUCCCACUGGAAGCAUGUAAUUUGAUACUUUCUCCACACCCCUCGGCCUCGGGCACUAAAUUUGGGACGAGGCACGUGACCAGCCGAUACCAGGGUCUUUCCUAAAGACCCUGGGAACGAGGUUGGCAGCUGAAUAGUUUGAUGAAAACUGCGUCUCCAGGGCCCAGAAUUGGAAGCAUUUUGCUUCCUGAAUCGUAUGUCGGACUUGUCGAAGCCAUGAGCAGAACAACGAUGCGUUGUUUGGUUUGUUUUAGUCAAAAUAUCGUAUUUCUGUAAUACUACGCUCUAGUAAUUUCUGAAUUCGAUGCACCCAGAUUGUCACCUGACGUAUCUUUCCAACAUCUUGAAUCAAUUAGCAAGCAAAGUUUUGAAGUUUGCCUUUCAAACCCUCUCCUCUAUUAACUAUGACACAAGUAAACCAUCUACUUUUAGAACCUUAUAUAAUUUCCAUUUCGACAGACAAAAAUGAAUGCUUAGAAAAUUCUCACGAUUGUGAUAUAAAUGCCAUAUGCACCAAUACGGAAGGAUCCUUUAACUGUUCUUGCAAGAAUGGAUAUAGAGGAAAUGGUACAUCAUGUAAAGGUGAGUGAUCUACUGUAUAUUGUUGUCCUUCGUUUCUUGCUUUUUCAUUUGUUUCAACAUAUUUUGAUCCAUUUCGCAGUUCCCUGCUUUUGACCCUGUAUUUUUUCAAUUUUUUCUGCCUUUUUUGCCUACUAAUUACUGUAAAGGUAUGGCAUAAGUGUAAUUUUUACCUAUAGUUUUAGUAAUUUUCAAUUUUCACUCUUGUCGUAUUGUUAUCGUUGUUGACGCAGUUGUUGUUGCUAUGUUUGUGGUUUAUGGUCGUUAACGUUAUCGUCCUCGUCAACGUCGAUGGUGUAGGAAUCUUUUCUAAAUUGUAUUAUAUUAGUGUAUGAGUUCAAAAUUCGUAUUUAACUAAUUAAUAUUAAAUCCUGUCCUAAAUACCUCAUAUUUAUUCUUUUCUAUUUCGACAGAUAUAAAUGAAUGUUUGGAAAAUACACACGAUUGUGAUAAGAAUACCACUUGUACCAAUACGGAAGGAUCCUUUAACUGUUCUUGCAAAAAUGGAUACAGAGGAAAUGGUACAUUAUGUAAAGGUGAGUGUCUAAUUUUAUUUUUCCCAGACUUUUUCCUCUUGUGGACGAGAAACGCUGCCAGAGGGGUGGUCACAUGUCCCAUAAAAAAAUUGCCUAAGGGGGUGACGCAUCAUAUUACAUGCUCCCACUUACCCACUUUACACUUCGAUUGCAAGCAUGAGUGUUCUGCACAAGUAAACGAUCAACUUUUAGAACCUUAUAUACUCUCAAUUUCGACAGACAAAAAUGAAUGCUUAGAAAAUUCUCACGAUUGUGAUAUAAAUGCCAUAUGCACCAAUACGGAAGGAUAUUUUAACUGUUCUUGCAAGAAUGGAUACAGAGGAAAUGGUACAUCAUGUAAAG
Paramuricea clavata is the source of this 2263-nucleotide messenger RNA. The record is from the annotation of a GenBank genome assembly. Lineage: Eukaryota; Metazoa; Cnidaria; Anthozoa; Malacalcyonacea; Plexauridae.